Messenger RNA from Notechis scutatus (mainland tiger snake), 455 nucleotides. NCBI's taxonomy places the organism in Eukaryota, Metazoa, Chordata, Lepidosauria, Squamata, Elapidae. The record is from RefSeq and is a predicted model, not a curated record.
GUCAUCGACGGCCGGGCGCAAACGGGCUAGUCUGUGCGUGGCCGGCUCCGGGUGCGGUCGACGUGCGUUCAGUUCCGCGAUUCUUCGUCAUGGCCUCUGCUGGGACUCAUGUUUCUCCUGCCGUCCCGGGCGCCCCGCUGUCCUCAGCGCCGCCGCCUCCUCCUCCUCCUCCUCCUCCUGCUCCCCCCGCGGGGAUUCUGAUCGGCGACCGGUUGUACUCGGAGGUGUCGCUGACUAUCGACCACUCGCUCAUCCCCGAGGAGCGGCUCUCGCCGACUCCUUCCAUGCAGGACGGACUAGACUUGCAGAGUGAAACCGACCUCCGGAUCCUGGGUUGCGAGCUCAUCCAGGCCGCGGGCAUACUCCUGCGUCUGCCACAGGUGGCGAUGGCGACCGGGCAGGUGCUGUUCCAUCGUUUCUUCUACUCCAAGUCCUUCGUCAAGCACAGUUUCGAG